GCAGUCAUUAAUUCUUACAAAAGUAGGGCUGCGCUAUGUAGAUACCAUGCUGUAUUUGUGUUAAUAUCGUGGCCUGAAAUUGCAAGGCCUUCUGUGUCAAGUAUGGAUACUGUCUGUGCAGACGUGGCCAGCGUCUCUGCUGUCUGUCCCAGGAUGAGGACUGAGGUGGGGGGAAUCUGAUCUUCAGAAGCGGAAGUGUUUUACAUUAUUUUCCCUGAGCUAAAUGCUGGCUGAAGCAGAAACCUGAUAGAUCGGCGACCAGAAUAGAACAGGCACUCAAAAAAAAAAAAGAAAAAUCCAUUGAUGUGGCAGUUCUGAUGCCUUUUACAGAUUGCCCAUUGCAUAUUAUGGAUUACCAGCCAGAUGGACCAAAAAAAGUCGACAGAACCCUUUCACUUUCAGCAAAGGAAUAACACGGCCCGUUUGUGUGGGUAGCAGCCUGCACUGUCUUUUUAUAGCUGUUCAAACCCGUCAACGACUUCUCUUAUGUAACCCAGCCUGAGAAAGCCAUAUGGUUUUAAUGGUUUUAGUAGUCUGCUAGCCACAGAUUACAGUCCAGGGUGGAAAACUAUGGGCAGCUACCGAAUGCUGGAAAAAGGGUGGAGGCGGAUUUGGUCUGCAAACGUCCACAUUUCUUUCCAGGCGCGUCUUUGUGAGUAAGCAUCGUGCAUCGCCGAAGAGCAGCCUUUCCCGUAAGACCCCGUGCCUUUUCGCGCGUGGGCGCGAAGUCCGUAGGUCGUGCUGGUGACGACACCUUUUGACGCGGUUGCGUUUCUGAGUCAACUGCGAGAAACCUAUAGGCUGCGAAUACCGCGCUGGCACUUGGCCCACAUCUGUCACACGCACACCCCACAUCCGCGCUCCGCCGAAGCAAAACAUGCAGAUCACGUUCGUAGCCUUGUUUGCACCUCCGAGUUCUGGCGUAUGGAAAUAGCCGCGCGCUUGUGUGAACUCGCACUGCUGCUGCCGUAGAGUUUCCAGAUUGGGCAGCCUCCAUUCGGGGGAAGUACGUCAGAGGGACUUUGUGGGAUUUCCAGUUAAGGGCCCCGAGGGAUGAGCCGACAUCCCGACGAUGUGCGAGGUGGACGUGUCCUCGGAGCCCAGCAGCCCCACGCUGUACGGCGAAUCCUCCGACACCUACUACCACGUGGACCGCUGGCAGAAGCUGCGCACCGCCGUCCGCAAGCUGGAAUUCUGGGAAAACUUCACCUCCGAGCUCAUCGGGAGCGGCUUCUUCUCCAAAGUCUACAAGGUCAUGCAUAGCACAACGAGGAAGGUGAUGGUGGUGAAGAUCUAUAAAAAUGACGUGGACCAGGACAGCAUCGUGAGAGAGAUCAGCCUCCUGCAGAAACUCUCGCACCCCAACAUUGUCCGGUACCUGGGCAUCUGUGUGAAGGAAGAUAAGCUCUAUCCAAUACUAGAGUACGUAAGCGGGGGCUGUCUGGAGGAGCUCCUGGCCAGGAAGGACGUGCCGCUCAGCUGGCGCGAGAAGGUGGACCUGGCGUCCGACAUCACGCGGGGGAUGAUCUACCUGCACUACAAAAACAUCUACCACAGGGACCUCAACUCCAAGAACUGCCUGAUCAGGGUAACACCGCGCGGGAGGGAGGCCCUGGUGACGGAUUUCGGGCUGGCCCGGGAGGUGGUGGAGCUCCCCGCUAAGGACCCCGACAGGAAGCUGUCCCUGGUGGGCUCUGCCUUCUGGAUGGCCCCAGAGAUGCUGAGAGGGGAACCCUAUGACCGCAAGGUGGACGUCUUCUCCUUCGGGAUCGUGCUCUGUGAGAUACUGGCCCGGAUUCCAGCCGACCCCGAAAUCCUCCCGAGGACCCAGGACUAUGGUCUGGACGUGACGGCGUUUCGGGAAAUGGUGACUGGGUGUCCGCCACGAGUGCUGGAGCUGGCCGCCAGCUGUUGCCUGAUGGACGCUUUUCGACGGCCUUCCUUCACGGAGCUUCUGGAUGAGCUGGAGGAGAUCUCAGAGACUCUGGAACCCCCAAAUGCAGAGCUGACCACUGGCUGAGGGGCUCUCCACAUGCCAUUCUCCCCACACCCCUCCCAAAACCAGGGACCCCUUGAUUUGGACCGCUGAAAAGAUCUCUACAUCAGCAGAUCAGAGAUGGGGAAGGUCUUUCAUUGGCAGGACAUAGAUGUCCUGUAGUAGAUGUGGAACCAAAAUUCUGGACCACCACAGUAUGUGCAUGCGUGCGUGCGCGCACAUGCACACAUGCAUGGGUUCAACCAUGUAUGCAUGCUAGACUAUGCUCCUGGGAAUCACAAGGUUCAAUCUACAGUCACAAAAGUGGUGGACUUCUUUUUUUUCUUUUGCCUCCCAUGCCCCAACAUCUGAAACAUAUUUUUGCCAUCUAAAAAGAAUGACCAAAUUAACACAAAUCUUGAGUGAAAUUUAUGUUUUGGCACCAGGUUUAUGAUCAUCGGUAGUGGCUGAUGAUGAAGGACACACUGUUUUUGAAGAAUGUUUAAGAAUGGCUUUUUAAUUAUUCUUUGUUUCUUUGUUUAAUUGUAUUAUUAUUAUCCUGUUAAAUAUUAUAUUGACCUGUGUGUUGAUUUAGCAACUGAUGAUACAGGCACUUUUCUGUUGAUAUGUAUGUAUUUUUUUUCAUUCCUUUUUCCAUUGUGUUUUUGUAAUUGUUGUUGAUAUUGUUUUUCAUGAUUGCCUUUCAUUGGCAGAAUAGGGACAUGUUAUAUUAGCCAAUGGGGUUUUUUAAAUGCAGUGGGUUUUUAAAACGUGCUGCUAUCUCACUGGUGAUUACUGAAUGAGUUGGCCACUAAGCUCAACUGUACGGACACUGUGUUCUUUGAUUUCCCUAUAUGAGAAAAGACAACGGCUGUCAUGGCGCCUGGAGUAAGCACACCUUGAAUGGUUCAUUUAUUUAUUUAGUUUUUCCUCAAUAGGUUUUUUCAUAUCAGCCAUUUUAAUUCCCCAUCGAUCGUGUGUGUUUGUAGAAUAGAUUCAGAUUUGAUAUUGCCUGAAAUUUUCCUUUAACCAGGUCAAAUGCUGCAGCAACCAUCUUAAAUGCUGCAGCAACUCAGUAAUCCAGAUUUAGUAUGAACAUUGGCUUCAUUUCAAUCCUUUGUGUUCUCGGUCACUACUUCUUGCUCCAUAGUCAUAGAUAUAUAAAUAUAUGUGUGUGUGUGUGUCUGUUUGUGUGUGUGUGUCUGCCUGUGUGCGUGUGCGUGUGUGUGUGUGUGUGUGUGUGUAAAUAGUUUGGUUGUACAGAGUGGUUGUCUCAUAACGUAAACAAUUUGGCUAUUGUUGAUCACUGGUGCCACGCCUAUUCCUCACAUUUUAAGAGCCAGUGAGCUUUCUGAGAAGUUUCACGCUUUUUCCUGAGUUGAUGGGGAUUUUAUUUUAAUAGAUUUUCACUGUAUAUUGACUUUAUGGGGUCCUCUUCUGGUGAGAGGUUGGUUCUCAACAGUGGCAUAAAAAGCAUCUGUGGGCGUUCAGUUGUGUGGACCACUUGGAGAAGCACAGAUGGGUUGUGGAAACAGGGAUUGGACAGCACUGGAACCAAUGGAGUGAGACCUGAGGUAGAUGCAGGAUAGAGAGGUUGGGAAAGAGAAACAUAAAAAACAAGACAAGUGCCUGACCAAGGCAUAGCACAUAAUGUGUCAUUUAUUCAACUGAGAUAUGUAUUUUCAGAGUUGGAAUUGUGAGUACGUAUUUCUGCACCCACUGCAUUGCAUAACUGCACAGCCAAACUGUGGUGGUCCAAGGAGCUCUGACAACCUUGUGUCUUUUUUUUAAAUCUUAAAAAUAAUUUUAUUUUGCUUUUUUGUACUCUGACAUGUUCCAGUGUGGGCCACAGAGACCGGUCGGUCAGAUGUUGCAUAUCACAGAGGAAUCAAUGUUCUUUCUCAGGAUCUUAAAAAAAAAAAAAAUUAAAAACCUUUAAUGGAAGCCGACAGAUCAGCACAUGUUCUGGGGAGUCACUGUUUGUUUCUUGGCUUGUUGAUUUAUGUGACUAAUGCUUAUGCAUACCAAGACAAUGAAAAAAAAAAAACAAUUUAUCACCUUUUUACUAAAACCUGUCUUUUCACAUCAUUUCAUAGUUGCAAACAUGGUCUUAUGAUGUGAAAAGAAAGGCAUUUCUCCAAUAAAUGGCUUAAGGGAAAAUGCUGACAGAAAAACAGCACUUGGUUCUCUGUGAAAUGGAGGUAAGAAGGUCCCUCAAAUAUCUUGACAUGUAGCAUUUAUGGUGGCAGAGUUUGGGCGCUGAUAUGGGGUUGUCACUCAGGUGAAAAGCACAUUGGUAUGGAAACGCUGUUAUUUUAGAUACAUUUCUAAAGUUCUUCAGUAGUGUGACACUUCUUGUAACUUAAUUUAAUCACGCAGUUGGAAGACCACAUUCCACGUUGAGAGUAAUGUGUGUAACAAGCAUACACACCACCGUCUGUAAGCAGGCCUGGAAUGGGUCAGACUACAGACAGUAAUGUAUAUGCCAGCACCCUGCAACCAUUAAGAAAUGUUAUAGAUGUAUAAACUGCAAUGAUUUAUCCUGUGGGACAACUUUGAAAGAUGUUGUCCAUCCAUAAAGGUCAUGUCUUUACAAGUAGUGACCUUUAUUCAAUUUCCUGGAGGCAAAUGUUUGUGAAUUGUAUAAACUCAACAUGUGUUCUCUA
This is a messenger RNA of Anguilla rostrata (American eel), 4641 nucleotides long. RefSeq names its product dual specificity testis-specific protein kinase 2-like. NCBI's taxonomy places the organism in Eukaryota, Metazoa, Chordata, Actinopteri, Anguilliformes, Anguillidae. Gene Ontology annotation, cellular component: nucleus; cytoplasm. Gene Ontology annotation, biological process: actin cytoskeleton organization; protein phosphorylation. The record is from RefSeq and is a predicted model, not a curated record. Gene Ontology annotation, molecular function: ATP binding; protein serine/threonine kinase activity. The coding region runs from base 1073 to 2020 and encodes 315 amino acids. The transcript is spliced from 9 exons.